GAAGAUUAUGAAGCAGCAGUCUACAUCAGCAUCUCUGGCAUACUCAUCUGGAUGUAUACAUGGCAUCACCGUGGCGCCCAAUGUCUCUCGCGCUAUUUUCUUUUCUUUUUCUGCUGAUAUCCUCGUCUCACGAGCAGCUGUCUACCUUUGUGGAAGGGAGUUCAGAUGACAGACCAUCCCAAGACAUCAGACUUCAAGAAAAUGGGGUUGAUGGUGAUAGUUCUGUGUUUGCGGCUGAAGCGCGGCUCAGACGAACUCUGCAGCCAUACGGAUGGCAGCUACACGCUCCUCCACACAGGAAGUUGCUUCAGUAUGCAGGACUGUUACCGUACUCACCUCUAAGCGUGGCUUACAACGGAAAAACCUGCAUCCUCUUCAGAGCGCGCAAACUGGCCAUCCGGUACAGAAAUCACAGUUUAGUGGAUCUGACGGAGAGAACAUUUGGCCCAGAUGCACCAGUUGACACCAAAGGCUCAUUCUGCAGUAAAGAUAAAGCCAUACUUAAUCUACGAUUUGGCGAUGUGGAAGAUCUUCGAGGACUCACCAUCAGGCUACAAAUGUCAAACACGUUCUACGAGUCGGCAGGGCAGAACUGGUUCAAUCUCGAUAAUGUUCACAUCCACUAUAAUUGGACGUACGAGGCCACGUUCAAUGCAACAGAUGUGUACGCCCCCUCUACCAACUCGUAUCACUGCCAACAUGUGAGCAGCCUGCAGAAAUACGACACGCUGCUGGUGCCCAGCGCCAACACGGACCAUGCUGCAAACUGGCACAUCACAUUCACAGAUUUCCAGAUCCAGGCGUUUAAUGUUCAGUCCAGUAAGUUUGCAUCGGCCAGCGACUGUGCGACCUUCUUCACUCCCGCGAUCCUGAUGGGUCUGAUUACAUCUCUGAUCCUGCUGCUGGUGCUGGCGUAUGCGCUGCACAUGGUGGUCCAUCUGAAGCACAUCGACCGUUACGAAGAGCACAAGACCACCGUCUACUUCCCUCGCAGCACAGAAGCCGAGUGCACAGACAAGAACAACCUCUAGGGUCCCAUCAAAGGUCACGAGAUGGACAGUUCCCUGACUGUGAGUUCUGGAACUAAAAACACUAGCAUUCAAUAGCAGACUUCCAACUGCACGUGGGAAACAGAGCUGUUUGGGACUGACUGCACCACGGCAGUGACAUCAUUGUGGUGGGACAGUGGAAGUCCAAAUAAGGUUCCUUAAGGAGAAUACAGGCUCAGUAGAAAGGGAGGAUUUGGAGAUAUCUGACAGUUCUCACCAAAAACCUAGGAAUUAAACAUUCAGUGUCAGGUUUUCUGAAGGAGAUCUUCAGAUUUUGGAAUGAAAUUCUAAAUAGCACAAUAACCACUAUAUAGCAUUUGCAUUGUCUGUCUAAGCUUCUUUUGGACUGAUUGAUGCUUCUUUAAAGUCAACAUGAGACUUCCAUAAUGUGACCAUAAUAUUUCAUUCAAAGUCAUUUUGUGAAACACAACGAGACUUAAUUACAUCCAUUGGGAAUUACAUGCACCGAUGAAUCGUUGACAGUAAGGCAGGAACAUGCAUUAACAAUAUAAAUAAGGUCAAUUUUGAUUUCAUGUUGACUAUAACGCUACUGUAACUGUGAAUAAACCAUUAUGAUGUAAUAUAGUUUUCAUUUGCCAAUUAUAGUUAGUUGCGAUCAGGUGUUUAGCAAAGUAAAAAUGUCAUGGAUUUUCAAUUGGAUGAAAAUGUUGAAUUACUAAAAAGAAUACAUUUCCUCCAUUAUUAAAAGGUACACUAUUGAACUUAAACUCUAAUGAUUAAUAAAACAUAUUGAGUAAUGGUUUUUCUACAGCGGGUAACCAGCAAAUACAAUGUAUCAUUUUUAACACUUUUUUCCCUUAAAGAUCUGCAAAAAAUGAGGAAUAACUUUUAUUCAUUUAUUCACUAAUAUUAAUUUUAGAGGAUGUAUUUUGAAAAUAAUCUUGUUAUGGUAUUUUUGUGUAGAUUGUAUGUCUGGUUUUGUAACUUUUUAUUUUCUUUUUUAUUAGUCUCUUGCGUAUGCUUUGACUGUGGUGAGGAUGCCAACUUCUUAUUUACAACUUGUUGAGUUUUUAAUCAGCAACUAUUGAAGCAAAACAACAAUGGGAGCAACAUGACUUUUGUUGUGUAGUGAAUAUGCAGCAUGCCAGUGGCUAGAGAUAUUUUGGAUUCAAAAUAAUCUGAUUUGCAUUGUACCAUGUACUGUAUAUUGGUAAUAAUUAUAAUGUGCUAAGGGAAAAUGUUAUUUUUUAUCAUGUAAAAUAUUAAUAGCUUAACUUUGCAGGCAUUUAUGCUGAUAAAAUGGAGCGUUGUGAAAUGGGCUAUGGUGUAUUAAUGUUUGAUUAUUAUUGUCCUCUCAGUUUCUGUUGGGUUCAAUAAA
Molecule: messenger RNA, 2388 nt
Organism: Xyrauchen texanus (razorback sucker)
Lineage: Eukaryota; Metazoa; Chordata; Actinopteri; Cypriniformes; Catostomidae
Product: V-type proton ATPase subunit S1-like protein
Exons: 7
Coding region: 60-1031 (323 amino acids)
Cellular component (GO): proton-transporting V-type ATPase complex
Source: RefSeq, a predicted model, not a curated record